Molecule: messenger RNA, 1142 nt
Organism: Talpa occidentalis (Iberian mole)
Lineage: Eukaryota; Metazoa; Chordata; Mammalia; Eulipotyphla; Talpidae
Gene: SPMIP6
Product: chromosome unknown C9orf24 homolog
Exons: 7
Coding region: 174-1067 (297 amino acids)
Cellular component (GO): perinuclear region of cytoplasm; manchette
Molecular function (GO): alpha-tubulin binding
Source: RefSeq, a predicted model, not a curated record
UGGGAGCAGGGAGGCUGUGGGGGAGGGAAGUUGAGAGAUUGUCCACAGAAGGGGGUCACAGCACCUAGGGACACCUUCCAGGCUAAAGACUGUCUGGGAGAACGGGUGCUCACGCAUGUCUUAUAAGAGUCCUUAGUAGGUAGGGCCUGCCACGGCAUCCCCUAGACCCCACUAUGUUUCUCUUUUCCCGUAAGACCAAGACUCCCAUCAGCACCUAUGCUGAUUCCUACAGAGCUCCUACCUCCAUCAAGGAGGUCUAUAAGGACCCACCUCUGUGGGCCUGGGAAGCCAACAAGUUUGUGACUCGGGGACUUUCUCAGACCAUGCAGCGCCACGUGGAUCCCGAAGCCCUGCAGAAGAUGCUCAAAUGUGCUGUGCAGGACUACAGCUAUAAGAGUUCCCUGCCAGGCCACCCAUACCUGCCUGAGAAAUACUGGCUCUCUCAACCAGCAGAUAGGUGCAACCCAAACUACCUGUGCAGUGACCAGUAUAACGCAUGGAGAACAGAACCUUACUACUGCAACGGCUGGGACAACAAAUACAUCACAUGCCUUCCCCGGCUGCCUAAGGAGGCGGGAAUGGAGACGGCACUUGGAGGGAUGCCCUUGGAGUGUCCUCCUAAACCGGAGCGACUCAAUGCCUACGAGCGCGACGUGGUGGUGAAGGUGCUCAACUCGCUGACACGACGGCAGCAGCUGCCGCAGAUCCCGCCCCGCUGCGGGUGCCUGGACCCCCUGCAGGGGCGCCUGCCCUGCCGGGGCUAUGUGAGCCCUUGCUCGGGCCGCCACUACUGCCUGCGCGGGAUGGACUACUGCGUCUCCGGGGCUCCCUGCGCCGAGCGCCAGCGGGCCUUGUGCGCACAGCCGUCUGUAAGGUGUCUAGCACCCUGCGAGUACCGGCCCGGAAUGCAGUGUGCUGUUAUACCUCCCCCGCCGUCAUACUACCCGUGUCCGAACCUUAGAUGGGACACAAGUCAUUUCAAGAAGACCGGUGGCCCCCAGAGAAACAACUAUGUCGUCCACCCUGAGUUUGUGUCUGAGACCUAUCCUGACUACCACUGCUAUUAGAGCCUGGCGGGGCCAAGGGGGCUGAGCAAUAAAUAAACUUCACCCCAAAGGCUGCCUUACCCGCUGUGUCCUUAC